This is a messenger RNA of Gaeumannomyces tritici R3-111a-1, 5402 nucleotides long. RefSeq lists its product as hypothetical. Gene Ontology annotation, cellular component: nucleus; cytosol. The record is from RefSeq and is a predicted model, not a curated record. The transcript is spliced from 6 exons. The coding region runs from base 606 to 4676 and encodes 1356 amino acids. Gene Ontology annotation, molecular function: protein phosphatase regulator activity; protein phosphatase binding. NCBI's taxonomy places the organism in Eukaryota, Fungi, Ascomycota, Sordariomycetes, Magnaporthales, Magnaporthaceae.
UCCCUUGUUGUGUUCGGUGGUGGGUGCGUGUGUGCCAGAACUGACUCUGCCCAUCGCAAAUCCCAUUCUCCAUCCCGCCUUUCAACCACUCCCAGCCGAAACAGGAGCAAGCAUCGCUUUGUUCUUGUUCUCUCAACCCACGCGCGCCGUCGUCCUCGACGGGGCUUUUCGUUCCUUUCUGCAACUCUUGUAAUUUAUACCGACAGAGAUUCGGAAGGCCUUUGUUUCCUUAGACCAAUCGAGAUACCCCUCCUUUCCGGCCUUAUGAGCACUUCUACGAGCAUUUGCAUGAAUUCACGAUCGCGUUAGAUCUGGUUCUGGCGUCCUCGGGGAGAUCAUCUGUGGAGCCUGAGCAAGAUACCCUACCAUCAAUCCGCACAACUUGACACUUGCUGCCCAAUCCGACAGGGCCCUUGUGCUUGGAUUGCGUUUCUUCGACCCGCCCACACGCGAGCCCUCGGACCGCCGCAUGCCACAGCCACGGGCACUGGCGCGCCCCUUCUUCCCCUCUUCACCAUCGACGACGCCCCACGACCUCGUCGUGACUGUGCCCUCCUCUCGGCCAUACCGCCACUCAUCCCGGCUGCACCUGAAAGCGCGCCACCAUGUUUUGGCGGUUUGGCAGCUAUGCCAGUGCGUCCGCCAUCGACACAAUACUGGACAAGCCCGAGUUCGCCGUCGAAGAGCUCCUCGAUGAGAGCGAUUUGAUUCAGGAGCUCAAGCAGCACAAUGUCAAGCUCCUCGAGCACCUGAGGCGCCGGGAGGUGCUUGAAAAGCUACUCGACUAUGCCGUCGCCCCCAAGCUCGAGCCCGUCGCCGUCCCGGACAAGGACCAGGGCGAAGAUGGCGACAAGGGCAAGGCCCUGACCUUUUCCUUCUCCCGCCCCAGGGCGUCGUCGCGCGCGACCGAGGGCGGCAGCGAGGCCGACGAGGCCGAGAAGCGCCGCAACAAGUAUGCCUUCGUUGCGAGCGAGAUCUUGUCCUGCGAGAACUGGUCCAUCUGCGAGGCCAUCAUGGACGUGCAGAACCGGGACCUGUUGCGCAGCUUCUGGAACUUCCUGCAGCGCCCGUCCCCGCUGGACCCCCUGCAGGCCAGCUAUUUCACAAAGGUCAACGAGUCGCUGUUCGACAAGAAGACACAGGAGAUGAUUGAGUUCCUCAAGUCGGUCGACGGCGCUGUUCCCAACAUGCUGAGGCACGUUGACAGCCCAAUGGUCAUGGACCUGUUGCUGAAGAUCAUCAGCCUGGAGCGCACGGCCAAUGGCCAGGGUAUCGUUGAGUGGCUCUUCACCAAGAAUGUCAUGCCGUCGCUACUUUCAUUCCUCGGCCCCGAGCAUAGCUGGGCGACACAAACCUCUGCUGGAGACUUCAUAAAGGCCAUAAUCACGGUUUCUGCCAAUGCUUCCCAGAACGAGCAGACGUGCAUCGGACCGAACGAACUUACGAGGCAACUUGUUUCGAGACCCUGCAUCGAGCAGCUGAUUGGGUACAUGCUAGGUGGCGGAAACGCCCUGACGGUGGGCGUCGGCAUUGUGAUCGAAGUGAUCCGCAAGAACAACUCGGACUAUGACCCAGACGUUGGCGUCGAGGCCAAUUCGGUGCCCUCGAGCCGCGACCCUAUCUACCUGGGCACCCUACUACGCCUGUUCGCCGAGAAUGUGCCAAGAUUCAUGGACCUGAUAAUGAUCGGCCAGGCUCAGAAGCCACACCUUGAGUCUACCUUUGGCGGUAAGAUCCAACCAUUGGGUUUCGACAGGUUCAAGACUUGCGAGCUCAUGGCGGAGCUUCUUCACUGCAGCAACAUGGGCCUGCUCAACGAGGUUGGAUCCGAGGACCUGAUUGCGGCUCGAGAUGCUGAGCGCCAGCGCCUCAGGGCCCAGGGCAGCUUGACCGCUGUCCGCGGCGAGGAGGCGCCGUCGAGCGCCGAAGAUCUCACCAUGAGGAUCCCCGGGGCCUCACCUGCGGACGAGGUUAGGCGCCUCGAAGUCACCAACAUUUCCGACGACGACGGUUUUGAGGAAGUCAUUGGCGCUGCCGAGAUGGCCGAGGAUACCUCCCACGAGUUUAUCAAGGCUGAGGAGGAGAUACAGCAGUCGCUCCCGACCUCGUCUUUCCUCGAUAAGGACGAGGAUGACUUCGUUGACGAGCCCCUAAGCUCGCCGCGACUUAAUGUUUCCGACAUUAAGAUGGAGGAUCAUCAGUUCGAAGACCCGGAAAUGGUGGUCGAGCCGCUGUCACCCAAGAAGCUGGCCAUGCCGGACGUGGCCUCACCCGAGGCUACUAGCGCCGCCGACCCAAUGGGCGUCACAACUGCGAUUAAGGAAAUCGAGGAGUUGGGACUUAGCGACGACCAUCUCGGAGAGGACUUGGAUGUUGCAUCGGGCAGUCACGUGGAGGUUCGGCCUGCCAGCCCCGAGGCCGGCUCCUCGCCCCCAUCCUUUGAAGCCCAUAUGUUGUCUGUCUCCAACGCCCAGCCCGCGGUUACUCCGGAGACAAAGAGCUCUUCGCAAGCCGAUAUGACAGCUACGGCUGUCGCAACCGCCCUCGAGCCUCACCCUGAGGACACGCCAGCCCCGCUCUUUUCAACCCCUUCGAAGCAGCCCGCAGAUGCGGAAGCCAAGGUGGUGCCCACGGCCACAACGCCCGCCGCCGAUCCUGACACGACUAUGGAGGAUCCUAAGGGUGACGCUCCGAACGAGCCGGCCACGGCUGGCGCCGUCGAGGCCCAAGAGAAAGAGGGCGGCGAGGCAUCCGACGCCGUUCCUGCGCCAAAGACCGAGACGCAGGCAGCCUCUGAAGACAACAAGGUCACUCCUGUCGUCGGAGACUUCCUCAAGAUGCAAUUUGUGGAGCACCGUGUUGUACCGACAAUCCUGUCGUUCUUUUUCACCUAUCCCUGGAACAACUUCCUCCACAAUGUCGUGUACGAUGUCGUUCAACAGGUUUUCAACGGCCCGAUGGACCGAGGCUACAACCCAACGCUUGCCAUCUCCCUGUUCGAGGCGGCCGACAUAACCGCGCAGAUCAUCAACGGCCAGCUUGCUAGCGAGGAAUCCGAGGCCAAGAACAAGACGCGUAUGGGCUACAUGGGACACUUGACCUUGAUUGCUGAGGAGGUUGUCAAGUUCAACGAGCGCCACCCACCCGAGCUCCUGUCCGAGACUGUGCUCGAGAAGGUCAUGUCCCCCGAGUGGAGCAACUACGUCGAGGGAGCGUUGGCCGAGACGCGGGAACGUGACAACGCCAUCCUGGGUGGAGUCCGACCUGAGGUCGCCAUGAACAACCGCGCCGCUGCUCAGGGCAGCGGACUCGCGGCUGCCGGCCUAUCGAGCCUCGGCUCCGGCCUGGGCGGAUCCCACGCGUCGUCAGCACUCGCAGACGCUGGUCUCAAUGGAGGCAUGGAUCUACAGGAGGGCAGCGGACUGGCCCAGUUCGCCAUCAGCUCCGGAACGGUGGGAGGCACGUCGGGCUUCGGCAGCUCCAGUGACGAGGACGAGGAUGAGGAUAACGACGAGGACGUUACCAACGAGUUUCGAGCCUACACAGACCCGUUGAACUCGUCUUCAUCGUUGAAUCCGCCAUCUGUGCCGCCUCCGCCUCCUCCACCGCCGCCGCUGAACAUACCGCCAUCUCGUGCGCGCCUACAGCUCGCGGCACGCCUGGCGAUGAACAAGCGAAGCACAGCAGGCACGGCUACCGAUUCGGGUACGGCUGAGGGCGCUGGUGCUCAAGAAAAUGGCGCGGUAUCUUUCGCAUCGGGAAGUCGGCCGAGUUUUGACGGGAGUGUCAACCCGGACAGCCCCGAAUCGGCCCAGCUUCAGCCGGCCGCGCCGCUGUCUGAGAGACUGCGUGAUCCAUUUGCAGACGAUAUUGACGAUGACGACGAUGACGAUGAUGAUGCCGACCUGAUCACUGGAGGCGGAUCGGGUGGAGCGGAAGGAGACAAGGCUACCGGCUCGGGUUCCCGCUGGAACCGCGGCAACUGGUGGCGCGGGGUAGUGCGGAGCAAACGGCCGGGCGAAGGCGACAGCACCAACGAGCGCUUCGGGGAUGGUAGGGACGACGACAGCGACGACGAUGUUGACAACGACGACGAGGAGUUUGGCGACUUCGCCAUGCCCGAGGUCACAGAUCCGCCGGUGCGCGCGUCGGACGGCCCCGUGGGCGCCCUCUUUGAUCGCGAGCGGGAGAAGGUGUUGCUCAAGCCGCUGCCUGUACACCCACCGCACUCAUCUGGGGGCAAGUUUGGCAGCCUCUGGCCGUUUGACGGGCUCGGCUUCGGGUCGACUGGCUCGGGGUCUACGGCCGUGGGCUUGGUUACCGGGCUCAAGAGUGGCAGCGGCGUGGCCAUGGCUCAGGCCGGCACCCCUACCGGCGGCGGUGAAGCCGAGGGCAAGCUCAGCAUCAUCUCCCCCAUCACAGCGAGCCCCGUCUCGCCCCUGUCUACGCCCGGCAACAAGGUGGCUGCUCUGGACGCCAAGGUCGCCGAGGCGCAGGGCGGGCCGCCGCCGCCUGCAAAGGCCGACACGGAGGCACCGAAAGCUGCCGCGACUGCGACUCCUACUGACGACGAGCCCGUCAUAGUGGACGAGGACGGCAAGAGGGUGUCGAGGGCGAAGGAGGCCAAGAGGCGGACGAGCAUCGAAGAUCCAGAGGACGAGGAGGUUGUCGUCUGAGCAGAGAUGCAGCCCACCUUGAAAGCUUCUUGUUCGGUGUUGGUUCCCAAAGGCGCAGCAAGAACCAGGGGCGGUCGUGAUUACAGCUCUGCUUCUGUCUCUUUUGAGUUUGGUAUCGAUAGAAACUAGAAUUAUAGGCGCUGUGUAACUUUGAGGCAUCAAGGAGUACUGGGUCAGGAGUAAAGCAUUGAACCAGACCAGGUAAAUGAUGAAGGAUGGAGGAACGGGCAUGGACGGAGCGCACAUAAAGGUAACCGAAGAAGUCUUUUUUCGUUCACCAACGGCCGCUCGGGACACAUGGGAAGGAACCGGAAUCAAUGGACGCGAUUAUUUGGUAGAUUCGUAAAGGGUAGGUAGGCAAGUGUUGGCGCCGGCAAUGUCGUGCCUCGCCGCCUCUCCUCGCCUGGGGAUUAGUUGGACGACGACGUGAUACCUUUGUUCAUCACUCGUUUGGUUCCUGUUGUACGAUAACUUGCGUUUGGCGUUGCUUCUCCUCUGACCCCAAACUCCCUCUUGGACUCACAUAAAUGCCCUGAUAGGUAGUUCGUAGUUAUUUGUGAGCCCACGUACGUGCGUGUGAGAAGUCACCCAAGACCUGAGAUUCACAGCACAUGUCCAAGCGGGUAGGUACUCGCCUGCGUACUUGAGCAGGUUGAAGAACAUGGGCUUGGGCCUCUCUCUAAUAUUCGCUAGUCUAGUGACCUGGUAAUGAACCUAGAACUCCUG